Chenopodium quinoa (quinoa) is the source of this 1506-nucleotide messenger RNA. RefSeq lists its product as uncharacterized. The transcript is spliced from 2 exons. The coding region runs from base 405 to 1202 and encodes 265 amino acids. NCBI's taxonomy places the organism in Eukaryota, Viridiplantae, Streptophyta, Magnoliopsida, Caryophyllales, Amaranthaceae. The record is from RefSeq and is a predicted model, not a curated record.
CCCACUAACUUAUUUAACUAAGGCCCAUUAUGUUACAUUAUUUUAGAAUACGUUUUUUUUUAGUAGUUUAUUAAAGUCAAGAACGAUCAUAUAAAAGUCAAUAAUAGUUUAUUAAAUAAAACUCCAAAUUGAGUAGUUUAUAUUCACAAUAUGUAUAAUGCAUCCCACUAAUUGGCUCUACAAUCUAUUAUUAGUAUUCUCUAUCAUUAAACAAUCCUUGCCACAAAGUCGACAUCCUCCCACGAUCUCCUUACACAAAUAAGUCAACUUGACUUUCAUGCAAGUCUUCCCACUUUUCCAUAAAAUAAAAUUAAAAUAAAUAAAUUACAAUUUCAAACCUUUACAUAUUCAAACACUCUAAACAUAUUAAUCUCAUAAACCUUGUAAUAAUUGUGCAUAUACCAAUGGCAGGAUUUACAGGGUUCCCUUUCUCUAACAAUUUUCCAACCCCAUAUGGCUUCUCCACCGCCUCCUCCUCCUCAUCAGCAGCCACUCCUACUAGGCCAUCAUAUGGAUCAUCAUCUUUUUCUUCCCCUUCCCAUUCCUCAGCCACCAAACAAACCAACGACGAAGCAACGAUCAAAUCAAUUGUUGAAGCCGUAGAAAAACUAGAGAAAACCGAGGGAUUUCCUCCAGAAAUAUUGAAACAAAUUAAACAAGAGCUAAAAAAGAUGUACCCUAAUAUAUCUUUUAACUCUACUCAAACUAAUUCUCAAGGAUCGGAGGGUUUUACUACUACUAAUAAUAAUAAUAAUUACACUUUUGCUAACAAUAAUAACUUAUUUAUUAAUAGCCAACAAGAGUUUUACAAUAAUUAUCUUGCUAGUUUUCAACAUCAUUUGAUGAGUGAUCAACUUCAGAUGGCUCAGGCUCAGGCUCAGGCUCAGGCUCAGGCUAAAAUGAUGCAACAAUACUACAUGAGUAUGUUAGGAAUUACAGGAACAACGCCGGGAAUAAGUCCUAAUUUUUAUGGUAAUACUUACCCAAGUUACCAUAGUAACAUUAAUGUGCCUCAAAAUGGUGGUACAACUUCAACAGUCGCGAAUAUGGUGAAGAUGAUGCUUGAGAUGAUGGGGAAUGGUACCGGUGGAUUAACUGGCAGCGCCGCUGCCAUUGGAGGGAUCGGAGCCACUGGUUUUGGAAGUGAAGGUUUUAGCGCCCUCAGUUUCCUUGGCGGCAUUCUUGGUGGCUUUGGCUUAUGAUUUACUUUUAUGGGAAAUUUUAAAUGUCAUUUCUUUUUUCUCUCUUAGAGGGCCAAGAUUAAAACUAAUUACAAUAACUACAAUUUUAUUGUAGCUAUUGAAUAGUCUUCCCUUCAUUCAAGAUAGAUACUAUUACUUAAUUUGAAUUUCCAUAAAUUAAAUUUUCUUGGAAAUUAUACAAUGUUAUUGUUAUCUUUUGAAAUGGAAGGUGUGUUAACUUUUGUUAGUCUCAAAUUUAUAUAUUUUUUUGGCUCGAAUAUGUGACUUAUUAAAGUUUGAUGAUUUUCAUAAAUCUCUCUUACAG